This is a messenger RNA of Mobula hypostoma (lesser devil ray), 2730 nucleotides long. RefSeq names its product homeobox protein TGIF2-like. Gene Ontology annotation, molecular function: DNA-binding transcription repressor activity, RNA polymerase II-specific; RNA polymerase II cis-regulatory region sequence-specific DNA binding. The record is from RefSeq and is a predicted model, not a curated record. Bases 313 to 1098 code for a protein of 261 amino acids. Gene Ontology annotation, biological process: negative regulation of transcription by RNA polymerase II. NCBI's taxonomy places the organism in Eukaryota, Metazoa, Chordata, Chondrichthyes, Myliobatiformes, Myliobatidae. The transcript is spliced from 3 exons.
GUCGUUUCCGGGGUGAGCUGUCAGAGAGUUGUCAGGAGUGGUGUGGAGGCGCCCAUCAGCACUGCAAUCAGGAUCAGCGGCAGGUAGAGAAAGAGAGAGAGAGAGAGAGAGGCAAGCCGGAGCUUUGUUUAACUGCGCCACGCUGUCCUCGCAUAGGGGGUGGGAGGGGAGAAGGCGAGUAGAGCAGCAGACCUACACACAACACAUAAAACGUGCUCAGUUCUCUCCCACCCUCCGUCGCCUUUGCACUUUUAUAUGAAGCUACAAAAUCCAAACUCAGUCGGCUGGCAGGAACACUAAAAGUGGAGCAAGAUGAAAGCUGCAAAGAAAGCCUUCACUGGUGGUCAGAGGAGACCGGGGGACUUGGCCAUGUCAGAUAGCGACACAGGGGAAGACGACGGCAGCUUGGCUUCGGACAUGGCCAGCUCCAAGAAGAGGAAGCGCCACGUGAUUUUUUCCAAGGAGUCGGUGAAGAUCCUGCGGGACUGGCUUUACGAGCACCGACUGAACGCCUACCCGUCGGAACAGGAGAAGCUGAGCUUAUCCGGACAGGCGAACCUCACUGUACUGCAGGUUUCCAACUGGUUCAUCAAUGCAAGGAGGAGGCUUUUGCCAGAUAUGCUGCGGAAGGAUGGAAAAGACCCCCACCAGUUCACCAUUUCUCGAAAGAGCAAGUCCUCUGAACUGACCCCAUCGCGAAGAACGGGUGGACCAAGCCUACUGGAGAAUUCCAGUUCAGCUGCAGCCUCCACUCUCUCACCGGCAUCCGUUCGGCCGUCGGUCAUCUGUCAUGCGACAACAUCCGUGGCCAAGGACGUGCCUUUACUCUUCUGCCCAGACUCUGGAAAUGACAGUAAGAAAACCUCAAAACUAACUGACCAGAAGUUAGUUCAACCUCUGUUCAACACUGAUAACCCCACCGCCUUGGUGAUGUGCACAGGUUCGGCUAGUCCUAACAACGGACUGUUCAACACACCUCCACCCACUCCACCAGAGCUCCACCAGGACUUCAGUGGGUUUCAGUUGCUGGUGGACGUUGCACUCCAGCAAGCUGCUGAACUGGAAUCCCAGAAACAGAACAUCAAGGUUUCAUCUUAAAUACACAAGACAGACAAAUUUGCUAAAAGGGAGUAGAAUUGUAGAUAUUUGAGAAAUCGUGUCAGUUGGUUUUAGUCUGUGGAUGGGCGUUGAUGGUUGAUGCUGAACACAGUUGUAAAAUCCAUUUUGGACAAACAACUAUUAAAAUGCUUUUCUCCUGUUUGGAGAAGAGACUGCUUAAAAUUUGCCCACUGGAGCUAAAUUUCUCAUGGGUGAACAGUUGAUUGUAUACCCCUGAAUUGAAGGGUUGCAAUAAUUAUAUCUAUUAGUAUUCUCAGAGCCUCCAUUGUAGCUUUGCACUGCAGCCUGUAGAUUCUGGAAUUUCAUCAUAGUAAGCAUUAUUAGCAUUCUGUAUUUUUGACUGCAGACAUAAAUGAGCUGUACUUGUGCUUCAGAGAACUGCAGGUCACCCAAAUCUUAGAAGUUUUUCGUUAAUUAACCAGUGUGAUCACUGUUCAUGUUUAAAGAUUUGGGCCUAAGGUAGGGUUUUUCUCUCCCUCUGCAUGGAUGCAGAUAGAGUGAGUAUAGAACAAAAGGAGCAGCAUUGAGACGACCCACCAACAAGUGGAUCACCAGGACUGGAAAUUCUGUGGCACGUUCAUAAGUCCUCAAUACGUGUACAAAGUGUCUGAAUCAUAAAGACACUAGUAGAAUAUUUUUUCAUUUGUAUAUAAUGGAUCUUUACUACUGAGCUGAAAAAAUGGUAACUUUAAAUUGUGUUUCUGUUAGAGGAAAAUUAUAAGAUUAAAAUGGAAUUUUCUUUAACUUACUACUUAAUAGAUUAUGAUAUAGUAAUGUGACGUUAGUUCAGAGAUAUUCAUUUGUAACUUUUGAAUACAGAACUAUUAAGGUAAACAUUUCUGUUUGUUAGUUCUUUGUGAAUGUAGCCAUCGUUUGAUUUUUUAAUUUUUUUUAAUGUAGUACAUUAUUAAAGGUGAUGUGAGACUUUUUAUAACAAUAGUCAUAAAAUCAUCUAUAUGGUAGUCUGGGAUUCAAAUAAAUUAACUUUACAGAUUCUAAAAUGUCACACACCACAGUUAUGAAAAAAUUUGUAUUGUGCGGAAGUCUUGAUUUAAAAAUCAAUAUAGGAACCAGUGACUUUUAAUAUCCAAGUCACUCAAGUUGACCCUUGCAGACCAAAAUACUACAAGUCUCCAGUGUGUGGCAGUGGUUCAUUACAAAUUUGGAACUGUUUUUCAGACAAACCCUUACUGCAAACUGCAUGGAGAAAGCCUUUUGUUGGCAGACCAUUUACUUUUGAUGUGGGAGCUGCAGAUCUUCGCAUUGUACACAGCCCUUUACUGUAAAUUGCAUACAGGCUCAGCUGUGUGCAUGUGGUUCUACAAAAUAGCUUUACAUAAAUGCUAUUCAUGUCAGAGGCUUUAAAGAUUUGGUUCAGUGUUAAUGCAAAAAGGGCUUUGCAGAUCAUGUAUAUAACUGAGAAAAUGCAAAUGUGCCUUAUGAUGGUGGUGUAUGUUUUUUUUGUUAUUUGAAGGGACCACCCAACUUGUCCAGUCUUCAGUUUCAAUCUGUGCAAUAUUUAAAGGAGUUCUUUCACUCCAUUCUUUGUCUUACAGGAACAUUGAUCAUAUCUGUGAAUUUUUUAAUACCACUCUAAUAAAAAUUUGACAU